AUACGAUGUGUAAAUUUUGUUAUCUUAUUUAUUCAUUUAAAUAAUCUAGAAUUUCUUUCAUUCUACAUUAUAAAUCAUUCAAUUUUUGUUUUGCACUUUUAAUUUAUUUUCAUAAUUCUUUUAGUUCAAUAUAAAUUUAAUUUAAAAAAUCAUGUUUAAUAUAUAUAAUCAAGUUUUCAUAUUAGGUAUUUUGUCACUGCUGCAUGCUGCAUAUUCUGCAGCGCAACAUCGAGCCUAUUUAAGGAUUACUGAGCAAGAAUUUGAUGGUUUACCAAUAGAUAUUUUUGUUCAAGGUGUCAUUAGCUUUUUUGUAUCAAUGUUUGGAGUUUUAAAUUUGGCUGGUGAUUUCAAAGAAGUACGUGCAAUUGAAGAAUUAGAAAGUAAAACUUGGGAAACACUACAUAAUGUGCCAUCUUUUUAUAUUUUUAAUCAUAGAGGUAAAUCUCUAUUCUCAGAGAACCAUUGAUAAAAAAAAACAAAAUAUGUGUGUAAUUUUGUAAUGUACAAGUUAAGAAAAAUUGAUCUUAUUAAUGAUGUCAUUAAUUUUUCAAUAUAACAUUAAAUUUAUAAAAUAUAAAUAAGUUUAUUGUAUAAAA
Molecule: messenger RNA, 596 nt
Organism: Daktulosphaira vitifoliae (grape phylloxera)
Lineage: Eukaryota; Metazoa; Arthropoda; Insecta; Hemiptera; Phylloxeridae
Gene: EMC5
Product: ER membrane protein complex subunit 5
Exons: 3
Coding region: 152-466 (104 amino acids)
Cellular component (GO): EMC complex; Golgi apparatus; plasma membrane
Source: RefSeq, a predicted model, not a curated record